Molecule: messenger RNA, 1367 nt
Organism: Eptesicus fuscus (big brown bat)
Lineage: Eukaryota; Metazoa; Chordata; Mammalia; Chiroptera; Vespertilionidae
Product: protein C19orf12 homolog
Exons: 3
Coding region: 245-670 (141 amino acids)
Source: RefSeq, a predicted model, not a curated record
CCUGCACUGGCGGGCGGACCCGGGCGGUUCAUUCAUUUUCCGGAUGGAGACGUGGAGCGCGGAGCGUGCGGUCGGCCCGGAGGAAGCGGAAGCGCGAAUGAGGGUGGCCCCGGGCGCCUGACCCGGCCGCACCCAGCGCCCCGCGGGGACCCGGUGCCAGGCCCGUCACUCGCCGCACCAGCCGGGGAAGGGGUGUGUGUGACCUCCCGCAGGGACCCGGUGCCCCAGGCCGGCGGGGCACGCGAUGCCCCUGAUGGUGGAGGACGCCAUGAAGCUGCUGUGCUCCCUCUCGGAGGCGAGGAAGAUGAAGGCGGCCGUCAAGCACGCGGGGCGGGGCGCCCUGGUCACCGGCGCCGUGGCGUUUGUCGGGGGCCUGGUUGGGGGCCCGCCGGGACUGGCCGUUGGGGGCGCCGUCGGGGGGCUCUUAGGGGCCUGGAUGACGAGCGGGCAGUUUAAGCCGGUCCCCCAGAUCCUCAUGGAGCUGCCGCCCGCCGAGCAGGAGAAGCUGCUCAGCCAGGUCACGGCCAUCGUCAGGCACCUGGAGUGGACGGACGCCGUGCAGCUCACCAUGCUGGUCAUGGGCAGCGAGGCCCUGCAGGAGCGGCUGCUGGCGCUGCUCGUGGGCUACGUCACCAAGGAGCUGCAGGCCGAAGUGCAGUACGGCGACUAGGCUCGGGGGCACCUAACUCGGGGGGCUCCCGGGGGCCCUGUGCUGGGUCCUGAUCUGGGCAAUACUGAUGAAGAUGCCGUGGGCGCGGCCCGUGGGCAGCUACGGAGCAGAGGCGCCUGUGGCUGCCGCGGGACAGGCUCUGCAUCCCCGCUCCUGACACGGAGGGCGGAGGGGUCAGCUGCUCGGCUGUGAAGGUGACUCUGUCCGGGCCCCCCUGGCGGGACUGGGGCCCCUCCAGGCCCUGCUGGAAUCAUGCGGCCCCUGAGAGCACCCCCUGCCCCCCAGUCCCUUCCGAGGGGCCUCAUGGGGAGGGAGUGGGGGGCACCAAGGGCACCGGCCCAGCUGCCCGGCCUCACCCCUCUGGGUCCGCUGGGGGAGCCGCUGCGGCAGGAGGAGCUGUGCUCCUGGUGACCUGGUGGACCAGGACGACCCCUGAGAAGUGACCGCCCUAAAGUCCCACACUGUCCUGCCUCCAGAACCGCAGGCCCGUCUGCGACCCCACACGGUUCUGAACAGUCUUUGCCCUCUGAUUCCUGAAAAGAUCGCUAACCCGGGAGGCGUGCACCCCCACCGCCAGGGACAAAGGGAAGGCCCGGGGCUGGGGACUUUACACGUGGAAGGAAGCUGGGGAUUCCCUGCCUGAGGCCCCCUUUCCAGGCUGCUCUGCCUCCCCGUGCCUCCAGGGGGCACUGCUCCA